Messenger RNA from Morone saxatilis (striped sea-bass), 415 nucleotides. Its product is annotated as inner nuclear membrane protein Man1-like. Gene Ontology annotation, molecular function: chromatin DNA binding. The transcript has 4 exons. The record is from RefSeq and is a predicted model, not a curated record. Gene Ontology annotation, biological process: negative regulation of BMP signaling pathway; nuclear envelope organization. The coding region runs from base 23 to 400 and encodes 125 amino acids. Gene Ontology annotation, cellular component: nuclear inner membrane. NCBI's taxonomy places the organism in Eukaryota, Metazoa, Chordata, Actinopteri, Moronidae.
UAUUUGCGUCCUGCAGGACCAGAUGGAGAAGGACCUGAUUCUAAAGCUGCUGCUCAAUCUACACCACCACCUGGCCUACAUAGCUGGCCAGCAUGACUGUGGAGACCAGCAGCAUCCAAACAGGAGUCUGUCCAUGGACGAAGCCUCUGCGUACUUAUUGGCUCAGAAUCCGGAGUUUAAAAACUUCAUUCUUACUUCCCUGGAGUGGAUCAUCCGGACAGGACAGGAUGUUGGGAUACGGCUGACCGGGCAGGUAGCUGAUGAUCCAGUGACUGAUGUUUCUGAGAUAUCUCAUCUUGAAUCCACACAUCCAAAGAUGCCCUUCACAUGCCGCUUCCGCCGAGCCUUCCUCACCGUCAUCAGCAGAGUCUUCCUCAUCGCAGUUGGUGAGACCACAUAAACAAGAACAAGCCUG